Molecule: messenger RNA, 1487 nt
Organism: Acanthopagrus latus (yellowfin seabream)
Lineage: Eukaryota; Metazoa; Chordata; Actinopteri; Spariformes; Sparidae
Gene: ppp1r27b
Product: protein phosphatase 1, regulatory subunit 27b
Exons: 3
Coding region: 398-889 (163 amino acids)
Molecular function (GO): phosphatase binding
Source: RefSeq, a predicted model, not a curated record
GCAUCUGGGUAUGUGUGGGUGACAACGGAGGCGGAGGUUACUGGCUGUCAUGUCUGGAGACGUGAGCUAUAUCAGAGGCUUGUGACAGGCGAGUGGCAGAGAUCUGACCUCAGGGCUACUCAUCUUCCAAAUCGCGACACUGAAUCUGUGAGGUGUUGUGUCCUAAAAUAGCCGGACAGAGAGUAUAUAGGAGCCAGAGGGGGGCUUGGCCUUCAGAGGAACAGAUCCACGGUCGAUACACGGGAGGACACCGGACAGCAAGCACACUUCAACUUCCUACAGGAGAUCAAAAAAAUCUACUUUGACUUUUAAGACCUGAGGGAAAACAAGCUUUAAUCUUUGGAAGAGGGUUGCUGGAGUUGACUUUUUUUUUUUUUUUACUCCACUUCAAACCAGAAUGUGCCCUGUGUCCGAGACCAUGGGAAUCAAAGCUUACACCCAGGACUGUGGGGUCCCAGUCAGCUGCAAGAGCUCUGCUUCUCUGAAGCCAAUCCGCAGUGUGCACUUCCCUAAUGAUAUCGUUUUCCAGGACUACAUACGCCAGGGCGAGCUGGAGCGGAUCGGCCGUUUUAUCAGAGCCAGAAGAGUCAGCCUUCAAACCAUCUACCACUCUGGCAUGGCUGCCAUCCAUGAGGCCGUCCUGUCUGGGAACCUGGAGUGUGUGAAGCUGCUGAUCCAGUACGGAGCCGACAUCCACCAGAGGGACGAGGAGGGAUGGACCCCACUUCACAUGGCCUGCAGUGAUGGCUUCCCACACAUUGCACGCUACCUUCUCUCGCUGGGUGCCAACCCUGAGCUGGAGACAGACUGCGGGGAGAAGCCGGCUGACCUCAUUGAACCGGACAACAAGGAGCUGCUGGAGAUCUUUGGCCUGGCUGUCAAUGACUGAGAAAAUCUGUGUGUGAACCUGCUGCCCAGUAACAUGACUGUUCUGCAGGGAUGGACAGAAAGGCCACGUCAGUCCAGCAGCCUGAUCUGGUGAGAUGCCUCAGCUCUGGAGGUCGAAGGCUGAGGCUGUGUGGUGGAGGGAGGGCUGACGGUGCCUGCUGGCUGCUUCCUGGAUGGAGUAGUUUUGCUGGUUGGGGCUGGCCUCUGAUCUCAGCAGUACAGACCUACUGUAUCCUGUAAAAGCUUCACGUUUUUAUACCGUAGUGAACAGAGUUAAUUGUCGAGUUUGUUCAUUUUAUUUGGCAUGUCGCUGGCUGGGAUUAGGAGGCUUCUGACUGUUGUGAAACCUGAAGCUGUUGUGGCCGCUCAGCUCUUCAGCACCUCUCUGACAGCUUAGACUUGCAAAACCCAAAAUGCUUGUGUUGACUGCCUUACUAGAAAAUGUUGAUCAGAUGUUUAAGCCCUGGAGUUUGUUUUUGUUUUUUUACAAUCUUUGUGGACUGAUUAGUUUACUUCUUAAUUGACUGUGUUCAUGUGUUGUUGUUUGUACAGGACUUUUUAUACUUUUCAAAAUAAAGUUUAUCAGGUGAUACCUUUUA